This is a messenger RNA of Tuber aestivum (summer truffle), 3136 nucleotides long. The record is from the annotation of a GenBank genome assembly. NCBI's taxonomy places the organism in Eukaryota, Fungi, Ascomycota, Pezizomycetes, Pezizales, Tuberaceae.
UGUGGCGGGUCAAGCUUCAGAAUCGAACAUCACUUCCGUCAGGGAAAGCCUCCUCCUUCCCUUUCUCAUCACCUUGCCGUCCCUUUUGGUUUUACAGUAUUCUCCUUACCGGCGUUUGGACCCGUGCUUCUACCCCGUGGUCAAUCCUAACAUAGCUCCAUCGGUUACCGGCGCCUGCAUAAACUUGAUCUUCUGUGUUGCCAUUUAGGCCUGUCAAGGGGGAGAGAAGGCUGGUCCCACCUACCAAGCUUUUCUGACCAUUCCAAAUUAUCAUAGAUAUCCUACCCUCCUCUUGGUCUCCUUCGCCUUCUUACUUUCACCUCUUCUCACUCCCCCUCCCCUCCUUCCUCCUCCCUUUCCCUCUCUUCCCACCACUCUUUCUCUUUCUUCCUUGGUGGUCAACGCUGGUUUCGUCAGAGUACGGGGGCUUUUCACUUUACCACUACUGCACCUUCGUUAUUAUUCAUAUCUCUACUAUUUUGGUAGUUUUCUAAUAUCUCGCUCUGCUUUUGCUCCGUUUCAAUAGUACGAGCUCGACUUCAUUUCUUGAGCGUUAUCUUUUAUUGUGCUCGUCGCUGGCCGACCUAAUUGCCGACUGCAAUUAAAUAGCUCCCAAGUCUAGCCGCCGAUUGAUAUAGCUGUUUCAGCAGCGAUUCUGCCCGGCGCCUGUCCUUAAAAAGUCCGGCUUCCGCCCCCCGGAAUUUUUUUGUGAGCCCAGAAUUAAUAACUCAAUCAAUCAGCGAAAAUGGGUCAAGAAUCCUGGUGGCAUCGGGAGUUGACGGGGAGAAGAUUGUUAUUUUGGAUAUUUUGGUGGGGCGUGCAUUGGGGAUUGUUCGCUUAUGGAUGGUGGGUUUGUUGGGCUUUCAUUCUGCUCGCUUUGCUAAUUUUCAUUUAGGUGGAAGCAGGCCGGUGACCCCAGACUGGCCGGUCUCAACACCCUUCAGUAUUCGGUGUGGAUGUCGCGAGGUGCUGGAUUGGUUCUGUGUUUUGAUGGUGGAUUAAUUGUGUUGCCUAUGUGCCGUAAUAUCUUGAGGGUUGUUAGGCCCAAGAUCAAGUGGCUGCCGUUGGACGAGAGUCAGUGGCUUCAUAGACAAACGGCUUAUUCCAUGCUCCUGUUCACCAUCAUUCACACAACAUCACAUUAUGUCAAGUGGGUAGCCUGGUCUUGGUUUUUAUCCAUUUUUGAUUUGCCCAUUUGCUAACACUUUUCUAUAGUUUCUUCAAUGUCGAAAAGACCCAGAUUCGACCAGUGACAGCUCUUCAGAUUCAUUAUGCCCAACCCGGAGGAAUCACGGGGCAUGUUAUGCUUUUCUGCAUGAUGUUGAUGUACACAACGUGAGUCUUGCUCUCGCCCGGAGAUUGAGUGAUUUUUUCUCACAUUCACCUAGUGCCCAUCACAAAAUUAGACAGCAGUGCUUCGAGGCGUUCUGGUAUACGCAUCACCUCGCACUUAUCUUUUUCCUGGCCCUCUAUACCCACGCCGUUGGAUGUUUCGUCCGUGACACGCCUGAGCCAUACUCUCCCUUUGCCGGAAACAUCUUCUGGAAGCAUUGUAUCGGAUACCAGGGUUGGCGAUUUACCCUCUGGACAUUUGCCCUUUACUUCCUUGAGCGAGUAUGGAGGGAAGUCCGAGCACGGAAGCAGACGGAAAUAACCAAGGUGGUCAAGCAUCCGUAUGGAGCAAUGGAGAUUCAGUUCAGCAAACCAUCUAUGAAGUACAAGUCCGGGCAGUACCUUUUCCUUCAGGUCCCAGCUGUGUCUCGAUUCCAGUGGCAUCCAUUUACUAUCACUUCUUGCCCAUCGGAUACAUACAUUUCCGUCCAUAUCCGCCAAGUUGGUGAUUUCACCAAGGCACUGGGUGAGAUGCUUGGCGCUGGUUCAGAUGCACCGGGAAUGGAAGGGCUCGAUCCCUACGGUGAAUACGAAGUUGCUGUGCGAAAUGGGAUGAAGAUGCCUACUUUGAGGAUUGACGGACCAUACGGAGCACCAGCUGAAGAUGUUCGUACAGGGCCACUGAUCCCCUCUUCCUUUUCAUACUGACAUAUCGUUGUUAGGUGUUUGAUAAUGAGAUUGCUGUACUUAUCGGUACCGGCAUUGGUGUCACACCAUGGGCCUCCAUUCUAAAGAACAUCUGGCACAAGCGUAACAAUCCCGGCUCAACACCAUUGCGACUUCGUCGUGUAGAGUUCAUCUGGAUUUGCCGUGAUAUUUCGUCGUUCGAGUGGUUUCAGAAUCUUCUAUCCUCAUUAGAACGGCAGGGCGGCGCUAAGGAUAAGGAGUUCUUGAGGAUCCACACGUAUCUCACACAGAGACUCGAUGUAGAUACGGCUCAAAACAUUGUACUCAACAGUGUCGGAAUGGAGGUUGAUCCCUUGACGCAGCUCAGGACCGGAACACAAUACGGUCGCCCUGAUUUCCCCAAGCUCUUCACGACAAUGAGGGACGGGAUCAUGGAUCAAUCAUACAUCGCUGGAUUGGAAGGGACAUUGAGGACAGACGUUGGUGUAUACUUCUGCGGACCCAGCGCUGCGGCAAGAGGCAUUCGAAAGGCUUGCGUAGCAGCUUCAACACCAGAAGUUAACUUUGGCUUUUGGAAGGAACAGUAUGUUACUCCCGAUACAAAUGUCAAAUUAUCGAAUUGUGCUGACAUUCUGGUAGCUUUUAAACCAACACUAUCCUCUCCUCCGAUGAUCCUCUUCUGAUCUGUCUCUCUGUAUCUCCGAUUUGCAUGUUGGCAUUGCUGCCGCCGCAGCGGAAGAAUUUCCUUUAUUUCUCAAGAACCUCUAUGGGUGAUAAGCAUAAAUAGUUGAGCGUUGUUUGGUGUUGUAUUUUUUUGUGCUAUUGUUGAGGUGAUUAUGCUGGUUCUUUGAAUAUGUUAUGACGCUCUUUCAUUUUUCUUUCUUCUCCACUGUGUUAGUCACAGCAUCUCGGAUGAUUCCGAGAUGGAUAUUAUUUUAUUCCCUGAAUAAGUUCAUGUAAUUAGUAACUUUGAUACCCAGACAGUUUGCUUAUUGAGGGGGAUUUUAUAUAGUUAGAUACUUUGUUUGCGGGUUUUGUAUCAUGGCGGGAAUAAGACUGAUAGAGGAAGUGGCUUUGGUGGCUUUGAAGGAAAGAAUUUUGAAUGAGACUUUUAUCA